UGCUUUACCCUCUGCUGCCAGUCAGAUGUGUGGCUCAGAGGGGUCACCGCUACGGUCAUACGUGUGUGUGCAGCCCAGUGUUUACCCUCUGCUGCCAGUCAGAUGUGUGGCUCAGAGGGGUCACCGCUACUGUCGUACGUAUGUGUGCAGCCCAAUGUCUCCAGAGAAACGUACCUCCUGGAAAAGGGGGCGUGUUCCAUUACCGUGUUCUGGGUUCUAACCGUCCUGCCGUUGUGUCCUCAGCCCCCUCCUCUGCUGUCCCCGCUCCAGGACAGCCCCCCCCCCAUGGCACGCCUCAGGCAGGCCGACUCCAGACGCGACUCGGGGUCCGACGGCGUGCCCCCCGGCUCCUCCCCCCCGGACGGGAGGCCCCGCCCAGCCAGAAAGGAGGCGGUGCUGAAGAACGUGGAGCUGUGGGCCGCUCUGGUGCGGGGGGCGGCGGGGCCCGGGCCGGGGGCCCCUGGCGCCCGGUCCUCCAGGGACAGCUUCCAGAAGUUCAGGAGGGCGGCGCUGCAGAAGGAGGAGCGGGAGAAGGCCCUCAGGGACCCCGGCAGGCCCAGGUAG
Messenger RNA from Gadus macrocephalus (Pacific cod), 564 nucleotides. RefSeq names its product bromodomain-containing protein 4-like. The record is from RefSeq and is a predicted model, not a curated record. The transcript has 3 exons. NCBI's taxonomy places the organism in Eukaryota, Metazoa, Chordata, Actinopteri, Gadiformes, Gadidae. The coding region runs from base 103 to 564 and encodes 153 amino acids.